Opisthorchis viverrini is the source of this 984-nucleotide messenger RNA. RefSeq lists its product as hypothetical. The record is from RefSeq and is a predicted model, not a curated record. The coding region runs from base 1 to 984 and encodes 327 amino acids. Lineage: Eukaryota; Metazoa; Platyhelminthes; Trematoda; Opisthorchiida; Opisthorchiidae. Gene Ontology annotation, molecular function: DNA binding. The transcript is spliced from 5 exons.
AUGCGGAAAAUGAAUCGAAAACUAGAAACUAAUCGUAAAUUAGCGAUUCUUGCCACCGUUUAUCCUAAAGCUGGUCAGUAUUUGAGAUUUAUUUCUUCUGGAAUGAGUUGUGCUCACUGUUUUCAGCCUCAGCAGUUAUUUACGAUCGAUGCCAUCUUGGCGUCGGAGUGCAAGUCAGACAAGAUCCCGAACAAGGAAGUCAGACAACACUUGGAAUUAUGCCCUUCCGUGUGCAACGAGCUGCCCAUUAAUCCAGAUGUUUCUUCGCACCUUCAUCCAGUCAGUAGUUACUGGUCACAACAAAUUUCGAAAUCCCUACCCACGGACCUUGAGGUGAAGGCUGCAGUUAACGAAUAUACACUCAUUUGCAAAUUAAUUUGGUUUUUCGAAAGACUCAUCUGGAACCCAGCUGAAUCUCUCAUUUGUGAUGUUCUCAGGCAACUGAAUGUGCUGCGCCAGGUCUCCUCAUGUUUCAGUUGCUAUGACAUUCGAGGUAUCGCGAUACAUGUAUAUAUUUGUAAUGUACUACUCAUGAGGUUGCUGAAAAUCCGUCGACAGCCCACGACCGGUUUCGCCCUUUUUGGGGCUCGCCAGUUAGGCACAGUUCCCGGGUUUCCGUCAACCUUGUUUACUCCUCCAACUUCUCCUGCUGACAUCGGAUCCUACGAUAAGGGGGACUCUCUACCACGUCUGCACACUCUGAAGUCGGUUAAAAGUCGAAGUCCACGAAUUCCUUUCACAAAAAUUCAAGUUGACGCUCUAGAGACCAAGUUCCAACAGACUCAUUACCUUAGUGGAAUGGAAGUAUACCAGUUAUCCAGCAAACUUAGUCUGGCGGAGAACCGAGAUGUUCUUGGGCAACUGAAUGUGCUGCAUCAGGCCGCCUCAUAUCUCAGUUGGUACGAUAUUAGAGUGAUCACGAAACAUUUUAUUAACGUUGCCGAAAACUCUUCGACAGCCCACGACCGGUUUCGCAGCUCCUAG